AAGGUUUCAUAUUCUAUCGUUCAAAUGCAAACGCCCAUUGUAUUGAGCUUCAAUAAUUUGCAAAAGUUUAGGUACAAUUGUACCUCACAGUGUAAUAUUUGAACAGUGUAAAAAGUAGUGGGGAUUAUAUCUUAUGCAAGGCACUUGUCUUGAUAAGAAAUUUUCUGGAUCGGAAAUAAUACAACGAAAACAUGCUGGUACUGCUGGCAUUGCUCCUCCUCCAAGCUUACCGCGCGGAGGGUUACGGUACUGGCCCGCCUUUAAGUGCGUGCGACAGCAUGACGCCUACCCAUGAAUCGGCUGCACAGACUGGAAUCAGCCCAUACCAACUCACGGUCGCGAAGAACACAUACUCACCCAGCGAGCAGAUUCAAGUGACACUUACCGGAACUUCGACGUUCGGUGGUUUCAUGAUUCAGCCUCGCUUACAGAGCAACACUUCCACAGCAACCUACGGCACAAUUUCACCUAAUGACACCGUCAACACGAACAACCCGUGUUCAGCAGGGAAAGCUGCAUUGGCCCAUCUGAACAGGGUCAAUGACAGAACCUCGGUAUCCUUCGUUUGGACAGCACCUUCAACUGAUGUUGGAAAUAUUGUGUUUUUGUACACAGUUGUCCAGGUCAAGUCGACAUUUUGGGUAAAACUUGAGUCAUCGUCGCUUACAUAUCAAGCUCCAUCGCAGGCUCCAACAAGUCAGGAACCGACGACACAAGCCCCAACAACUCAAGAACCGACAACACAGGCUCCAACAAGUCAGAAACCGACGACACAAGCCCCAACAACUCAAGAACCGAAUACACAGGCUCUAACAAGUCAGAAACCGACGACACAAGCCCCAACAACUCAAGAACCGAAUACACAGGCUCCAACAAGUCAGAAACCGACGACACAAACUCCAACAAGUCAGGAACCGACGACACAAGCCCCAACAACUCAAGAACCGACAACACAGGCCCCAACAAGUCAGAAACCGACGACACAAGCCCCAACAAGUCAGGAACCGACGACACCAGCUCCAACAAUUCAAGAACCGACAACAAAGGCUCCAACAAGUCAGAAACCGACGACACAAGCACCGACCACUCAGGAGCCUACAACGCAAGCUCCAACAACACAGGAACUUGCAACGCAAAUUGAUCGCGACCCCAACUGCGAUGUGAGUCUAAACUGUUUUCCUGCGAUGGACGAGUGUUCAACGAACUGUGACUAUCUGGUCACAUGGCGCGAGGUGUCGGAUACAGAUGUCGAGUUCAGUUUGAAAAGAAAAACAACAAACAACAAUUACUACAUCGCCAUUGGAUUUUCGGAGGACCUUCAAAUGGGAGAUGACAGUGUUGUGCAGUGCGUAUCGACUGACGGUGCUGUUGGUGUUAAAUCUUCCUACAAUGUUCCUGGUGCAGAUAAAUACAACGACGAUUUAGACGAGAUUACAUUUGGAGUCAGCCUUAUAAACGGUUCGUACUCGGACGGCGUGCUCAGCUGUACUUUUAACAGGAAAAAGGAUGCAGACCUAGCUAGUGCAGGCUCUGGGCGAAGGCGCCGGGCGACUUCAAAUGCUUCCUCGUUCUUUAACCUCACCAAGGAAUAUUUUCUACUAGUUGCACUAGGCGAGGCUUUUGGUGGUAGUAUAAGUCAACACUCAGAGAAACCAAAAAUAUCAACGACUAAAAUAGACUUCUUGGCUCUACCUGAUGUAAAUAAUACAGAAACAACAACCGCCGUAGCUACAAAGACUGGGAAAAUAACGAGAGAUGAUGGAUGCGGGAAGAAUUUGGGAUGUUUCCAUGACGGUUGCAAGGGAGGUGAAUGCGACUUCCUGCUCACGUGGAAGGACGUUGGGGAUGACGUAGAGCUCUCUUUCUCUUGCAAGAUGUCAAAAAAUGGAUACUGCGCCAUCGGACUUUCUAGUGAUGAAAAAAUGGGAGACGACAGUGUGUUUGAAUGUGUCUCUGACGAUGGCAACGUCAACGUGUACGUUUCUUAUAACAAUGGGCGUAGUAAUAGCCGACUGGAUCAGGAUCAGUAUGGGUUAUCGUCCAUUACAACAAGUGGCAAUAACGGAGUCAUUACCUGCAGCUUCCGGCGCCAAAAGGUUGCACCAUCGCGACGAAAGCGAGCUUCCAGUGGGACAAAUACCUUUUUUGACAUGAAUAGUGACUGGACACUUAUGUUUGCUCAUGGGUCGGCUUCCGCAGGGUACCUUUCGCAGCAUGCUACAACUCCUCUGGUGUCAAAACAGGUUGCUGAUUUUCAAACAUUUCAGGAGAUUGGAGCUGAUUCAGCUGAUCGUCUCUUAAUAAAAUUGCAUGGCAUUUUAAUGGUGCUUGCUUGGAUGCUGCUAGCCAGCAUUGGAAUAACCAUGGCUCGCUUCUACAAGGAGGUUUGGCCAGAAGGCAUGGAAUGGUUUCAGCUGAAGCGAUGGUUUGUCAUUCAUCGUGCUUGUAUGGUGUGUGUUUUCUUACUGACCGCAGUCUCAUUCGUCGUGAUUUUUAUUCAUGUGGGAGGUUUUGCUGAGAUAUCUGGUACGAACUUUGAAAAGUCUCAUCCUAUUAUUGGCAUAGUGGUUAUGGCUCUCACCGUCAUAAACCCAAUAAUGGCCUUCUUUAGACCUCAUCCGGGUACUCAAAAAAGACAAAUAUUCAACUACGCGCAUCUUUGCGUGGGUUCCGGGGCACAUGUUUUAUCAGUGAUCAAUAUAUUUUCUGGAGCGUUGUUAGCUUCUGAAUUUUUGACGGCAACUGCAGAAAUUAUUGUUUGGACAUUUGUCGCAUGGAUGAUCAUCUUUUACCUCCAACAACAUCUAUAUGAAUGCUUCACGAAAAAAAGCAAACAAUCAACAUACGAAAUGAAGACUUACGAUGAAAACAUGCAGGGAAGUCCGAAAAAGAAAGUAAACAAUAUUAAAAUCGGAUUCCUGAUCGUUCAUGUAUUUGUUGUGGUCGGACUAAGUUUAGCAGUUGUGGUGAUGAUAGCGUACGACAAAAGCAUGUUGGUCCUGUUGUCAUUGCUUCUCCUCCAAGCCCACAAAGCGGAGGGUUUCGCUUCCGGCCCGCCUUCGUAUGUGUGCGACAGCAUGUCGCCCAACCAUAGACAGGCUGCACAGACUGGAAUCAGCCCAUACCAAAUCAACUUUUCGAAGAAUACAUACACACCCAACGAACAAAUUCAAGUUACACUAUCGGGAUCUGCAACUUUCAGAGGUUUCAUGAUUCAGCCUCGCCUACAGAAUAGCGCUUCCACCUCAACCUACGGCACCAUUACACCUGAUGACGCCGUCAACACGAACAACCCUUGCUCUGAGAAAGCUGCAUUGGCCCAUAAAAACAAGAUCAUCUUCAGAACCCCGGUAUCCUUCGUUUGGACAGCACCUUCAUUCGAUGUCGGAAACAUUGUUUUCUUGUACACAGUUGUCGAGGUCAUGGAAACAUUUUGGGUAAAAAAUGAGUCACCGCCGCUUACAUAUGAAGCUCCAACACAAGCUCCAACAACUCAGAAACCUACAACACAAGCUCCAACAACUCCGGAACUUACAACACAAGCUCCAGCAACUCAGGAAUCGACACAACAACCUCAAACAUCUCAAAAACAUAAAACGCAAGCCUCAACAACUCAGGAACCUACAACACAAGCUCCUGUAACGCAGGACACUACAACACAAGCUCCUGUAACGCAGGACACUACGACUUUAGCUCCAACGACUCAGAAACCUACAACGCUAGAUCAAAUAACUCAGGAACUAACAACACAAGCUCCAACAACUCAGGAACCUACAACGCAAGCUCAAACAACUCAGAAACUUACAACACAAGCUCUAACAACUCAAAAACCUUCAACACAUGCUCCAACAACUCAGGAACCUACAACGCAAGCUCAAACAACUCAGAAACUUACAACACAAGCUCCAACAACUCAAAAACUUACAACACAUGCUUCAACAACUCAGAAACCUGCAACACAAGCUCCAACAACUCUGAAACCGACAACACCAGCUCCAACAUCUCGAGAACCUACAUCACAUGCUUCAACAACUCAGAAACCUGCAACACAAGCUCCAACAACUCUGAAACCGACAACACCAGCUCCAACAUCUCGAGAACCUACAACACAAGCUUCAACAACUCAGGAACCUACAACGCAAACUCCAACAACUCAAAAACCGGCUACGCAAGCACCGACAACCAAGGAACCGGCUACGCAUGCAACGACAACUCAAAAAGCGGCAACGCAUGCUCCAACAACGGCAACUAUGGUACCGAUUAAUCGCGACCCCAACUGCGAUGUGACUCUAAACUGCUUUCCGUCAUCUACCGAGUGUUCAACGAACUGUGACUAUCUCGUCACGUGGCGCAAUGUGUCGGAUACAGAGGUCGAGUUCAGUCUAAAACGGAAAACAACCGACACUAAUUAUUUCAUCGCCAUUGGCUUUUCGAAGGACCGUCAAAUGGGAGAUGACAGUGUUGUGCAGUGCGUAUCGACUGACUGUGUUGUCGGUGUAAGAUCUUCCUACAACGGGGCUUACAAAAGCAACGAUCUUUUAGAUGAGAAAACAUUUGGAGUCAGCCUAGUUAGCGGUUCUUACUCGGGCGGCGUUCUUAGCUGUACAUUUAACAGGACGAAUGAUGCAGAUCUACUGAGUGUCGGUUCUGGACGAAGGCGCAGGGCGGCUACAUAUGCGUCUUCAUUUUUUAACCUCAACAAGGAAUAUUUUCUACUAGUGGCACAUGGCGAGGCAAACAAAGGUUAUAUACGUCCACACUCCGAGACACCAAAGAUAUCAUCGACAAAGAUAGACUUCUUAGCUGAACCUGAUGUGAAUAACCAAGAAAAAACAACUGCCGUUACUAUAAACACUGGGAACAUUACAAGAGAUGAAGGAUGCGGAAAGAAUUUAGGCUGUUUCCAUGACGGUUGCGAGGGAGGUAAAUGCGACUUCCUCCUCACGUGGAAGGACGAUGGGAAUGACGUGGAACUCUCACUCUCAUGCAAGAUGUCAAACAAUGGUUACUGCGCCAUUGGACUUUCUAGUGAUGACAAAAUGGGAGACGACAGUGUGUUUGAAUGUGUUUCCGAUGGCGGCAUCGUCAACGUGUACGUUUCUUAUAACAGUGGGCAAAGAAAUAGACGACUAGAUCAGCCGCAGUAUGGGUUAUCGUCCAUUUCAACGAGUGCCAAUGAGGGAGUCAUCACCUGCAGCUUCCGGCGUCAAAAGGUUGCACCAUCGCGACGAAAGCGGGCUUCCAGUGGUUCAAAUACUUUCUUUGACAUGAAUAGUGACUGGACUCUUCUGUUUGCUCAUGGGUCGGCUGCCGCAGGGUACCCUUUGCGGCAUGAUACAGCUCCUCUGGUGUCAAGUCAGGUUGCUGAUUUCCAAAGAUUUCAGGAGAUUGAAGCUGAUUCAGUUAGUCGUCUUUUAAUAAAAUUGCAUGGCAUUUUGAUGGUGCUUGCGUGGAUGUUGUUAGCCAGCAUUGGAAUAACCAUGGCUCGCUUCUACAAGGAGGUUUGGCCAGAAGGCAUGGAAUGGUUUCAGCGGAAGCGAUGGUUUGUCAUUCACCGUGCUUGCAUGGUGUGUGUUUUCGUUUUGACCGCAGUCUCAUUCGUCAUCAUAUUUAUUCAUGUGGGGGGUUUUGCGCAGAUAUCUGGCACUUACUUCGAAAAAUCUCAUCCUAUUAUUGGCAUAGUGGUUAUGGCUCUCACCGUCAUAAACCCAAUAAUGGCCCUCUUCAGACCUCAUCCGGAUACUCCAAAAAGAAAAAUAUUCAACUACGCGCAUUUCGGCGUGGGUUCCGGGGCACACAUUUUGUCAGUGAUCAACAUAUUUUCUGGAGCAAUGUUGGCUUCUGAUUUUUUGACGGCAACUGCAGAAAUUGUGGUUUGGAUAUUUGUCGCAUGGAUGAUCAUCUUUUACCUACAACAACAAUUAUAUGAAUGCUUUUUGAAAAAAAAAAAGAACGUCGAAAUGAAGACAUACGAUGAGAUUAUGAAGAGAAGCCCCCAAAAGAAACGGGACAGUUUUAAAAUCGGAUUCCUGAUCGUUCAUGUAUUUGUUGUGGUCGGACUAGGUUUAGCAGUUGUGGUGAUGAUAGCGGUUGGAUGACGUCGUUAAAACCUUUAGAGUUGUAAAUAAUUCAAAACUCCACAGAAACUAUUUUUAGGCCAUGAUAGUCUCAAAAGUGUACAACUUUAUAUUAUAAUGAUUCGCUCAAGAAAUAAGGCUUUAUCCUAUCCGACAAUUUCAAAUAAAGAGGUUAUUUAAUUUCUA
Mya arenaria is the source of this 6263-nucleotide messenger RNA. RefSeq lists its product as uncharacterized. The record is from RefSeq and is a predicted model, not a curated record. The transcript has 39 exons. NCBI's taxonomy places the organism in Eukaryota, Metazoa, Mollusca, Bivalvia, Myida, Myidae. Bases 192 to 6098 code for a protein of 1968 amino acids. Gene Ontology annotation, molecular function: oxidoreductase activity, acting on metal ions; molybdopterin cofactor binding.